AUGGGGUAUCCGAAUUCGCGCCUUUUCUCUCUCUCUUGUUUACUCUUCACUACGCUAACUCUUCUCCACCACCCCACCGUCUCCUUCGCUCAGACGCUCUUCGUGUUUGGCGACGGCUACUACGACGCCGGCAACAAGCAGUUUCUCUCCGCGAAUCGUGUCGCCGCCGAUUUUCCGCCGUACGGAAUAACUGUCGGAGAAGCAACCGGACGGUGGUCCGAUGGCCAUAUAGUUCCCGACUAUCUCGCUGGAUUCAUGGGUAUCCCCAAAAUACCACCGAUUCUCCAUAGCUCUGAGGAUUUCUCUCACGGUGCUAGCUUCGCUGUCGCCGACGCCACCGUCCUCGCUUCCCCUCUCGAGACGAUGACUUUGUCUCAACAAGUGGUGAAAUUCACACAAAGCAAGAACAAAUGGACCGACGAAGCUUUAUCAGAAGCUAUCUACUUGACCUACAUUGGCUCUGAAGAUUACUUGAAAUAUGCCAAGAACAACCCUAAUCCUUCUGAUGAUAAAAAAAAAGACUUUGUGGAUCAAGUCAUCACUUCCAUUGAAGCUGCAAUAAAGGUGGUUCACGAGGCGGGAGGGAGGAAAUUCGCAUUCCAGAACUUGGCGCCGUUAGGCUGCUUACCGGCGGUGAAACAAGAGAAAGGAAACAACGAGAAAGAUUGCGUGAAGUUGCCUUCAGAGAUGGCAGCAUUACACAACAAGAACCUGUUGAAGCUCAUGGAGAAACUAGCUGGAGAUCUCGAGAGUUUCCUCUACUCUCUCUACGAUUUCCACAGCUCCAUCCAGAACAGAGCGCUCGAGCCCGAGACUUACACAUUCCUUACAGGAACGGCUGCUUGUUGCGGGACAGGGUAUCUAAACGGGACGGGUUGUGCAGCCAACAACGUAUGUGCCAAGCCAGGAGACUAUGUCUUCUUCGACGGUAAGCAUUUGACACAAGAAGCCAACUUCCAGGUGGCUCAUUUGAUGUGGAAUGCGGAUCCUGUAGUCGUUGGACCCAACAAUCUCCGUGAGCUUCUCGUAUUUCCACUCGACGCAGCUGCCACUAGACUCAAGCAGAACAAGAUUCAGAUCAUCUACGACCAAGUUCGUAAAGCUGGCUCUUUUAUGAUGUAA
Messenger RNA from Microthlaspi erraticum, 1122 nucleotides. The record is from the annotation of a GenBank genome assembly. NCBI's taxonomy places the organism in Eukaryota, Viridiplantae, Streptophyta, Magnoliopsida, Brassicales, Brassicaceae.